Molecule: messenger RNA, 1173 nt
Organism: Aedes albopictus (Asian tiger mosquito)
Lineage: Eukaryota; Metazoa; Arthropoda; Insecta; Diptera; Culicidae
Gene: RabX5
Product: ras-related protein Rab-34
Exons: 4
Coding region: 312-1160 (282 amino acids)
Biological process (GO): vesicle-mediated transport
Molecular function (GO): GTPase activity; GTP binding
Source: RefSeq, a predicted model, not a curated record
CCCAAGUGAAGCGUGUCCUUUUGCUCCAUAAAUGAAACAUAGAACUGCGUGCGUGUACCGUCGUUCGUCGUCACCUGGGCCGUACCCCUAGGGAACGGGGAAUCGUACUUCUGAGCUUGUCCUUGGUACACAAACACCACCACCAGCGCAGCGCUUCGGUUGGGUGGUUGCCGUGGGUGAUCCUUGCAUUCGCGCCCGAAGGGAUUCCUCGCCUGCUAGGAUCAGUCGCGCUAGGUCCGUCGUGGCGACGCGAACUUUUUUUGCUAUCGUUAUUUUUCAUCAAAAACAAAAACGAGGAACCGUGGGAAACGAUGCCGACUUUCCGGAAAGCGGGCAAAAAAUCAACCAGUUACGAACUGCUGAACAACAAUGUGGACUACGGAACUCGGAAGGUCGAUCGGAUGCCCGCGGCUUACUGCGAUCGGGCCAGCCCGUACCGCGAUCGGGUGGAUUUCGGUGACCGGACUAAACGGGUGUGUCGCAGCAAUUCCGGAACGGUUACGCCCUUUUAUCUGUGCGCGUGUAAAGUGAUUUUCGUGGGCGAUGUGGCGACAGGGAAAAGUUCGCUGGUCAAUCGGUUUUGUCACGAGAUUUUCGAUGCGGAGUAUCGCGGCACGAUCGGAGUGGACUUCGAGGUGGAGAAGUUUCAGGUUUUAGGGCAUUCGUACAGUUUGCAAAUAUGGGACACAGCAGGCCACGAGCGUUUCAAGUGCAUUAGCCAGGCGUACUAUCGCAAUGCAAACGUGGUAGUCGUAGUGUUCGAUCUUACCAGAGCCGAAUCGUUGUUGAACGCCCGAAGGUGGUUGGACGAGGCGUUGAAGGUCAACCAUCCGGGAGUUUUGAAAUUCUUGGUUGGGACUAAAAAGGAUUUGCUGGGUAACGAGUCGACGUGCCUCACCGAUGUGGAAAAAGAAGCCAUGACCAUGUCCAGUGAUCUACAUGCCGAGUUUUGGUCCGUAUCGGCACAAACGGGGGAGAAUGUCACAAAACUUUUCCAAAGACUGACUGCCUUGGCCUUCGAUACGGCCGUACAGCGACUCAUGGAACCGAACAAUCCGGUGGUGCAUCCGGGUGGAAAUAGUCUUCUCAAUCUCUACUUUCUCAAAAAGGACGAAAAGGACAAAAAGCUGAAAAGAUGUUCCUUCUGUAAAAUAAACUGACUUGUUAAUCAUA